CGAUAGAAGCCGAGGAAGCAAGCGCCACCUGCUGAUUGGGCAAGGCCGAGACUGGCCUUCUAGGGCCCGCCUACCCUGACUGUCACCCUGCGCAUCUGAGAGGCUGAGCCUCGCUGUCCAUCACGGACGAAGUUCUGUCAAAUGAAGCCUUCAAGCUGAUAAGACACGUGACCACCUGGGCAAGUUCUCCUCGACGGCUCCUUUGUUUGGAAUUGCCAUUCGUUUUAUCGGGAGUCAGAGAAAUCUGUGUGCGCGCAUCUCCGGGACAGCAGUCUCGCCGCUAGGCCAGAUAAAACGGUGAUGGCAUGCGCAUGCGUUAUAACGUUAGUCUAUCGCGCGCGCGCGCGCCCAGCUGUUUUGCGCCUGCGUUGAAAAGCCAAGCGUUCUCCCCCGACUCCGACCAUACGCGGGACUAUAGUGUGCGCAUGCGUGCUCUUGCUGCUCUCAUCUCUCGGUCGCCGGUGAGUGCGCCUUUCCUUCAGUGCUGUCCUUCGUUCACUUGGGGAGGAGGGAGGGGGCGCUUUGCAGGCUGUUUCGCCCGUUUGUGCAGAAUUCCCUGGGGAAAUGUGUGUGCGAGUGUAGCUCUUACUUGUCUGCCCACUUAGCAAUGAACCUGGAGUUUCCUACACAGGAACAAUUUUUUCCAGUGUCUUUUGCCAGCCGGAAGUGCAACAAUUUAGAAGGAAAACUGAGCUAAGGAGAGUGAGGAGUUCAAAGCUCAGCCUGAGCUGAGCCAGGGAAGCCCUCCUGAACUGAGGGGAGAGGGAAAGGAGAGCUUAGCUGCAGCAGGAAAUCACACUGAUUGUCACUGUUCCUUUAUAUGUGGAAAAGCUUGCAUAACUUAAACAUGAAUAAAAGUCCUCAGAGACUUAUAAGAGCUAUAUGAUGGGAUGUUGUACAUAACUGAGGGAGACAUGGUUAACAGCUACAAUAAGUCGUGCCCUUCCUGUGAUCUUUCUGGAUUUGUGGAGUUCCCUCCCUAUUACAAAUAACAGUUCUUAAAAUUAUGAGGUAUUUACUUGGGAGUAUCAUCAGUUGUGUAUACUUGAUCUCUUGCAGUUAUCGCUAUGGAAGUCAGCAGCAGAAUUGAGUGUAUCUUUUUCAGUGAAUUCCACCCAACACUUGGGCCUAAGAUUACAUAUCAGGUUAGUGGUACCAGACAUCAUGGUAUAAAGAAACUGGUCAGUAUAUAGUUGUGGGACAUUCAGAAAGCUGCCUUAUGCUAUGUUGGAUUAUUUGUCCAUUGAGCCCAGUACUGUCUACUCCGAGUGGCAGCUACUCUGGGGUCUCUCUCUGCAGCAUAGCUCUUCCUUGACAAUGGAAAACUGAUUUAUAAAAAUAUGUUUAGAUGGGUUUCAAAGGAGUCCAUAGAUCUCAUCUUGUGACUACUGAUCUGCAGAUUUAAUUUCUGACCCUGCAGGUACCAGAGGAUUUCAUUUCCCGAGAGCUCUUUGAUACAGUUCAGGUCUAUAUCAUCACCAAACCUGAACUGCAAAACAAGCUCAUCACUGUGUAAGUAGAAAAAAUCCACAUGAGUCUUGUAGACCACCCUUCCCCUUUAAUCAUGCCCAUCUGUGGCAAAGUAGCACAAAAAUAUUAUAUUCAAUAACAUUAAAAUACAUUCUCUCUCUUUCUAACAGUACAGCUAUGGGGAAAAAGCUAAUUGGUUGUCCAGUUUGCAUUGAGCAUAAGAAGUACAGCCGGAAUGCCUUGCUCUUCAACCUUGGCUUCGUUUGUGAUGCUAGAGCUAAGACUUGUGCACUGGAGCCUAUAGUGAAGAAACUGGCAGGUUAUCUUACCACUCUAGAGGUUAGACAUGACACAAAUAUGCCAUUCCACAAGAGGAUGUACAGAUCACAUAUUUUAGCAACAUGAAAGCUUAAUUUAAAGUGUCCUCUGCUUUGUUUUAUUGUUGUGUUUUCUUUCUUGUUCUGUUGAAUUGCACCUGCUGAACUCUGAAAUGGACCACCCAAACGUGCAAUCAGUGCUACUGUGAUAGAUGUGUUUGACUGUCACAGAUACCUGUUUGAGAGUACCUGUGACAUCACUGAUGACCUGGCAGAGCACUCUCCCUGUUCUUUCUUAGGGUACUGUGCAGUUGCUUUUGAAGAGUUUAUAUAUCAUCUUUAAGGUUGGUAAAGUGUGAAUAUUUACCUACUUUACCACAAGAGUAUUUCUGUCAUCUUCUGAGAAGAAAUUGUGCAAUUAUCUAAUUCCUUGCAACAGUGUUCUGCCAUGUUGAUGUUCUUUUCUAAUUAAAAAAAAUUUCAAUGAUACAUACUUUCUCCCUUCCCACCAGUCUCAAAAGCACACAUCUCCUGUUUAUUUGCCUAUUUGCUUCAAGAAGCAUAUAGCCUUUUCUCUUGUUUCAGGGCUGCUGCUUUAGCAGCAGGAAUAUCUUCCUAUCCACCUUAUUACAUUUGUACCACUUUGUUAAGUUUAUACCAAUAUCACACAACUGCUGCAGGAUUGUUACCUAUCCUGCAGUUGCACUAAUGGGGAAGUUUCUCCCAUUACUGUAUAAAAAGGGGUGUGGGGUUGUGUUUGUUUACAUACACACACGUAUAUACAUGCACAUUCCCCAUGAAAUAUUUUUAUUUAGUAUGGGAUACUUUCAGCACAAACUGCUACCUCUGCUUCUCUUGGUAUAUUUAAAGUUGCAUUUUGGUUGGCGCUAAUCAUCAACUUUGCUCUUUCCUAGCUUGAGAGUGGCUUCAUUUCCACUGAUGAGAGCAAACAGAAGUUGAUACCCAUCAUGACCAUCCUACUUGAGGAACUAAAUGCCACUGGCAAAUGCACUCUUCCUAUAGGUAACUGUCAACAAAAAAGUAGCAGCAAAUGCUCCUUUUCAAGUUGCAUGUUAUGUUGCAAGCUUGCAAGGGAUUCUUGGAGGAAAUGCAGGGAAAGAUGGAAGUGUGGCACUUUCAGAGCAGGAGAGCACUUAGAGUUGUGUUGCUCUCUCUCUUUUUUCCUCCAGUUAUUGAAAGAUAGAAAUAGUCCAGUUGCUGUAGAAUGUGGUGUAUUUCAGGAAAGGGUGGUAUAUGAAUAUUAAAUCCUACAUUGAUGCCCUUGAGUUUAGUUUUCGUUAGCUUCAAGAGAAUGGCAGAAAUGUCCAUUAAAAGUUGGACUUUCAAGCAAGUUCUUCCUGUCAUAGAUUAAUUAUUUCUGAUGUUCAGACGCCUUUAUUUUCCUGUCAGCUGUUGUCUGGCUCUCAUGACCAAGAGUGCAAAAAAAGAGAAGUUGUUGGUUGUCAUUGUUCAAUUAAUCUGGAUUAGCUCAUUGUUCUAAUUUCAUCAGGCUCCUGCUUCCUGUUUCAGGCAUGCAAUCCUGUCUGCUUCUAGGGACCCUUUUGUUCCCUCAUCUGAUAACUUUGCAAUUGGGAACCAAGCAACAAACUAAAGUUCAGACUUCAAAAUAUUUAGAUAAGAUGUUUUGGUUUACAUUUCUUAAUCAUUUAUUUCAUUAAAUUUAUAUUCUGCCAUCAUCCCAAAAGAGCCGGGAGUGGCUCAGGAACAUUGUUCUAAUUUGUAUGCUCUCAGGGUAGAACCACCCCAGUUGUGCUAUAUUUAAAAAGUCACAGCAUCAGAGUGCAGUGCAGAGGUCCAUGUGUUCCAAUUGCAGCUGUCCUGUCAACCAGUGUUAAGAUUCAGCUGCCAGCUCAAUGAACUUCUGUACAUAGAUUGGGGUGGGUGGAACCAUUUUGUACUUUGCUUCAGGCAGCAAAACAUCUUCAGAAGUCCCUAGCUCUGUCCUCUUUUGUUCCUUCAUACAGAUGAAUCAAACACAAUUCACCUGAAAGUGAUUGAGCAACGCCCAGAUCCCCCCAUUGUGCAGGAAUAUGACGUUCCUGUCUUCACCCAAGAUAAGGACGACUUCUUCAAUUCCCAGUGGGAUCUCACCACUCAGCAGGUUGGUACCCACAAUUGUCUUGUUUAAUACAGUAGUGUGAUGGUAGCAAAGGCAUCUUCACAGUCCCCCCACCCCAGCUAAUUAACCUUGCCUGGCCAUAGAAUUUUGUGGGAGAGGCUGGCCAUUAAAGUCAAUUGGCAAAUUAUCACAAGAAAUAUGUGAUUUUUAGGCAGCCUGAUCCUGUGCAAGUCUUCUGAGAAGAAAUGUGUUUCUGUAAGGUGUGCCUGUUUUUCUUUCCCUUUAACAUGUUACUCUUAUACUUACUGAUUCAUUUUUCUCAAUGAGCACUGAAUGGUACACAUGAGAAGAUUAUUCCCCAGAAUUUAAUAAUGAGAGGAGCCUCCAGUAUCAAAUUUUGUAGAAUCUGAAACACUAGUCACAGAUGACUUCAAAUACUGCUGAAGUGUACUUGUAUAGUUGGGUUUGUGUUACUGCUACUUUAAUAAUUGCUUCCUUUUGUCAUGUUGCCUGGAGGGUGGACAGGAACGCACUUUUCUAGUAUAGUAUACCUUAGGAAAAAGUCCUCUAAGGGGAUGCGGGUGGCAUUGUGGUCUAAACCACUGACCCUCUUGGGCUUGCCGAUCAGAAGGUUGGUGGUUCGAAUCCCCACGACGGGGUGAGCUUCCGUUGCUUGGUCCCUGUGCGCCAAAAAGUGCAAGUAGAUAAAUAGGUACUGCUCUGGCGGGAAGGUAAACGGUGUUUCUGUGCGCUGCUCAGGUUUUGGUGUUCCGUUGAACCAGAAGCUGCUUAGUUAUGCUGGCCGCAUGACCCAGAAAAAACUGUCUGCGGACAAACGCCAGCUCUCUCGGCCUGUAAAGCGAGAUGAGUUUUGCAACCCCCGAUUCAUCUGCGACUGGACUUAACUGUCGGGGUCCUUUAUCUUUACCUUUACCUUUGGUCAGUUUAAAGCAGCAUUACCCCUAUGGUUGAUGUGCAGGGGGUGAAUGAAGACCUUGGGGUCAAAAAGAAGUUUGAGGUAUAGUGGGGAGGGGAAUAAUUAAGAACUCUUAAGAUUCAGAAGUAAAGGGCAUGGGCAUGUACAGAGUGCACCUCCCUUGCCAGUGAGGAAUCUCUGUAUUUAAUCAGAGAUUUGUUUUUUUAUGAUUCCUAGUAGUGGUGACUUAUGAUUAAUAAAUGUUGAUUUUAUAUUGCUAUUUCACUUACAUUCCUAAGAAUUAGGGUUGAGGUCAAUGACAACUUUAUAAGCUCAUCAUGGUGUCAAUAAAGUUUGGGAAAUGCUGGUUUAUAAAGGAAAAAGGGGUAAUGAGAUGCAGGCAAACAUUAUUAAAUACUUAAUGUUCACACAUGUUUCAUACUGUUACUGCUUCCCCUGAUUCUGACCUGGAUACUGAAAGUGAAGAUUUUUUGAGUUCAGAUGUCACUUGAGCCUUCUACAUUCAUGUCAAUUCUGAGAUGAUCAGGCCUUGUCUUCCUAGUUGUGUGAAAAGUGUGCUUGUGCAUGUACAUCCCUGCUUAGCCUUGCAUUAUAUGCAUAUGCUCUGUUCCAAGAUCUUGCCGUACAUUGAUGGUUUUCGGCAUGUUCAGAAAAUCUCAGCUGAGGCAGACGUGGAGCUCAAUUUGGUUCGAAUUGCUGUCCAGAACCUCUUGUAAGUACCGGGUGCCAAAGGGAGAACAAGGCAUUAGCUUGAUUGCAAACCAGUUGGGAUUUUUAGAUUCAGUAGAUUUCAGCCCUGUUGUUUUCCUGUCCUCCAUUUCUUUUAGCUCUCUCUUUGCUCUACCACCUCUUACUUUGUCUGCAAUUCAAGCACAAUCAUCUAAAGCAAAAGGCAAACAAACAAACCCUGGAUUCAGAGCUAAACUAGACACUAAAUGUUUUACUCCGAACUUGAAGCGUGUUAGAGUGUGUGUGUGCGCGCGCACACACAUGUAGGCAUGAAGUGUAAAAUGUGGAAAUUUGGAGAAUCCUGUGCCUGGUGUCAAUUAACUUUAAAUAAUGAACUGAUGUCCUUUAGGGUGCAGCAUUUAGAGUCACACAUAUUUUGGAGUCUCUCAUAUAUUUUUCACACAUGCAAGUCACUACUUGUGACUGCACUGUGGAAACUUGUGCCUUUCCCGCUCUUGUCUGUGAGGGGAGGGUGGUGUCUUUCAUGUCAAGAAGCAUAGUGAAUACCAGCCAAGCAGAAAUCCCAGCACCUGUCUUAGAAUGUAAGUGUUGUUUAUUUUUAGGGUUACAGAAAUUUUGCAGGAUGCGCUUAACACUAUGUUAGCUAAAGCUAACACAUUUCCUGCAUGUUAAGCAUCUAUCCUGUCCUAAUGUCUUCAGUAUUACUAUAGGAUCUGUAUAGAAAUUAUAUCAAGUAUAUUCUUUACACUACUGUAUACUUUUGCACUCUUUUGGUGUAUGAAGUUUUAGCAUGGGUUUAUUUCUAAUGGCUGUCAUGUUUUUCAGAUACUAUGGAGUAGUGACUCUAGUUUCCAUACUUCAGGUGAGUUUAAUGGGUAAGUGGCUCAACAUGAUUGAACUGAUUUUAAGCAAUGUGAUGUCUAGUUCAUAAAUGUGCAUACAGUAGAACCUCUGCUUACAACCGCCUCCACUAGCAGACGUUUCAAAUUGCGACCACAACAAACCCGGUAGUAACAGGAGCGGCGAUCGCUGUUCGUGCAUGUGCAGAAGCGGGUGAUUGCCGCCUGCGCACAACAGCGCCUCUCCCAGCGACCCGUUUCGCCAUAAGGACGGGCCUCCAGAAUGGAUUGUGGUCGUGAGUAGAGGUUCCAUGUAUUCUGCAUUAGAAAGUUUCCCUUGUUUGCUUUAUGCAAUUUUCCUAAGUAAUCUUAAUUUUCACAUCCUUCAGCCCAGGCAUGUUCAUUACUUGACACUGUGUUCUACUGAUGAGAUGGGUUUGUCAAGCAAUCAUUAUGAAUUCCAAUGGGAACUGAAAUUAUUUAAGUGUACUGAGAUUUCUCACUUUCUUCCUCAGUACUCAAAUGUAUAUUGUACCACACCUAAAGUCCAGGAUCUGGUGGAUGACAAAUGUCUUCAAGAUGAAUGCCUCUCUUAUGUCACAAAACCAGGUAUGAAAGAUGUUUGUCAUAUAUUGGUAUAUAUUGAUCAUGAGUGUCCUCCAGUUGCAAAUGAUAUUUGAAAUACAUUUAGCUGGGUGUAUUUAAUUAGGAUAUACUUAAGUGUGAUCACCAGAUGUUUCAAUACAUUUUCUUGUAUUAUUUUUGGAUAGGUCACAAGCGAGCCAGUUUGAGAGACAUUUUCCAGCUCUAUUGUGGGCUGAGCCCUGGCACAACUGUACGAGACCUCAUUUGCCGCUACACGCUACAGCUCCAGAGAGUGGAUGAAAGGUUGGAGGGUGGCUUGUUUUAUAUUAUUUUUACGCAUGGGAAUGACUCUUCAAGUCAUACGACCUUGCUGUAUCCUCCUUAGCUAAUGUUUUCAGAUGGCUAAAAGAGGAGACCAUGAUUUGGCUAAAACUGGAAAGAAUCAAGAAGGUAGGGCUCAUGAAAUACCUUAAGUACCCUCACCUUUUCCCCUAUAAUCGGAACACUGCUUACUCUGCCAAUUACAAAAAGUAAUGCUCAGUCUAGCAAGCGACAGAAUGAGCCACUUACUCAUUCUCGGAGACUUUUCUAGGUCUCCUGUAGAGAUCAUAGGAAUUGUUCCUGAAAAGAACAAAUAUAAUUUUUGCCAUCCUAACAGCAAAGUUUUACAUUCUUUAAAUAGGGCUUAAUACUUUUUCUGAUACAAAUAUUGCAUCUGCUCUGUUACUUUAAUGCCUAAAUUGCAAACAGGUUUGUUUGCCUAUUAGACACAAAUCCAUUAGUUCUGUUAAGAGUUUAAACUGUAUUAUCUGCAUAUUAAUUUUUUCUUCAUUUCUGAUAUAUAUCCCUUUAAUAUUUUUGUUAAUUCUAAUUUUGACCACAAGUAACUCCAUUGUGAAAGAGCUGAGAGCACUCCUGUUUAGUCCCUAGAGAAUUCAUGUUUUGGACAUGCCAUUUACACAAACUUUGGCUAUAUAAAGAACUUUAAUUUAUGUAAUAAAUCUGUGUCCUUUCCUUGAAUGUUUUAGUUCUCUCUUUCAGGAAGCUCGUCCAGUUUGGCCUGAUGAAGGGCCUUAUUCGACGGCUCCAGAAGUAUCCUGUGAAAGUAGCCCGGGAUGAAAGAAGUCAUCCAGCCAGACUGUACACAGGUUGUCAUAGCUAUGAUGAAAUCUGCUGUAAAACAGGUAAGGAAUUAUCCGUCUACACUUAUCCACCCAGCAGUGAAACUGCACAUAGUUUACAGUCUACCAAGCAGCAAAUCGGAUAAAAAAACAACAUAACAUAGCAAUGAAAUAGGCAGUAGUAAAAGUGACUAAAGCACCCAAGUGAUAAAACUUGCACUGCAAAAGCCUGUUGAAAUGCAUGGCUUCACAACAUGCCUAGAACUAUUUAUUUCCUUAGAGUACUUAUAUAGCUCUGAGAGGUUGUCAGUGCAGCUUAAAAGGGGUUCUCAGAAUAAAAUCACACUCAAAUCUGGUACAGGAACAAAAAUUAUUUAGCAUGCAUCUGGAAGAAGGAUUAUUCAGGCUCUCCUUGUUCUUCCCUGUGGUCAGACAAAUGAGGGGUAGAACAACUGGAACAACGUUGCUUAGCAUGCCUCCAAUUCAGAUUUGGCACCGCCAUGAAAAGAGCACGGUGCACCAAAGAGUGUACCAAAAGAAUGAAUUAGGGAUACCCACAGUAUAUACGUAUACACAUAUGAAAUAGUAAUGCCCCUAAAUCUUGCCCAAUUACUAUUCCUCAUCAGGCUGCCAUAGCUGUGUUGCAAAUGAAUUGGACUCUUAAGAGCCUCCCGCAGGCUAUUACCGACAGGCUUGACUCAAAAAUUCUUUUAGAUUUUUGUUUUGGAGUGGGAUCUGUCAGUGGCAGCUGAAAAAAUUGUGACUGAUAGGGGGGUCCCAUACCUUCAAAAGGACUUUCAUAUAUCUGUCACCAUGGAGUCCUAUUAGUUGUACUUUAUAUCCUCAUUCACCAGUAUUUUGUGUUUCCUUCUUAGGGAUGAGCUAUCGGGAGCUGGAUGAAAGGCUGGAGAAUGACCCCAAUAUAAUUGUUUGCUGGAAAUGAGUCUCCAAAAAGGGGGGUGAUUAUUCAUCAUGUCCUGUUUACUACUGUGCUGCCUGGGACUGCUCACGAUUUCUUCAGAAAUCAUUAAAAGCAACAUAGCUCAAAUUGUGUGGCAUGAUGCACCAUUGGUGCCUAGAACAAGUGAGCUGGAUGGACUUGGAUUUCUUUGGAUUGUUUAGUGAAGAAACACGUUUUAGUGAAGAUCACAUUUGUCUGGGCAAAACACACAGAAGUUUCGGGAGUUCCAUUUUCGUUUAAAAAAUAAUUAAACCAAGUUUUGCAAUGCUAUGAAGUUGAGCAGUGGGGCAGGUGACUGCUUAAACCUGUUCCCAGCUACCCAUGGUGUUAUGGAUGUGUGUUUACAAGGCUGAAAUGCUGGUUGUUAUUAAUCUGGCAGUAUUAUCCUGUAGUAGCAAGAAAUCACAUAAUUCAUUUCCUUGUGUAAAGUAUUGAAGGAAAAAGUUCUGUAACAGACUUGUACAAAUAAAACAGAAAGAUAAUUUCAUUA
Messenger RNA from Podarcis lilfordi (Lilford's wall lizard), 9490 nucleotides. NCBI's taxonomy places the organism in Eukaryota, Metazoa, Chordata, Lepidosauria, Squamata, Lacertidae. The record is from the annotation of a GenBank genome assembly.